GCUCAUGCACAGUUAGUUCGAGAAGUCGAUGUAGAGAAGGUGUCAACUUUUGAGAACCCCUAUGUAGAUGCAAUAAGAAGUUUAUGGAAUGACCCUGGAAUCCAGGAAUGUUAUGAUAGACGACGAGAAUAUCAGUUAUCGGAUUCAACUAAAUAUUACCUUAAUGACUUGGACCGCAUAGCAGAUUCGGCCUAUCUGCCAACUCAGCAAGAUGUGCUUAGAGUUCGAGUCCCAACAACAGGGAUCAUUGAAUAUCCAUUCGACUUACAAAGCGUCAUUUUCAGAAUGGUGGAUGUAGGAGGCCAACGAUCAGAAAGAAGAAAAUGGAUACAUUGCUUUGAAAAUGUCACAUCUAUCAUGUUCCUAGUAGCUCUUAGUGAAUAUGAUCAAGUGCUUGUGGAGUCAGACAAUGAGAAUCGAAUGGAAGAAAGCAAAGCACUCUUUAGGACAAUUAUCACAUAUCCAUGGUUCCAGAAUUCUUCGGUCAUUCUGUUCUUAAAUAAAAAAGAUCUCUUAGAGGAGAAAAUUAUGUACUCCCAUUUAGUUGAUUAUUUCCCAGAGUAUGAUGGACCACAACGGGAUGCACAAGCGGCACGAGAGUUCAUCUUGAAGAUGUUUGUUGACCUGAAUCCAGACAGUGACAAAAUUAUCUACUCACACUUCACAUGUGCUACAGACACAGAGAAUAUACGCUUCGUCUUUGCUGCUGUCAAGGACACAAUCCUACAGUUAAACCUGAAGGAGUACAACCUGGUCUAA
This is a messenger RNA of Gymnogyps californianus (California condor), 759 nucleotides long. Its product is annotated as guanine nucleotide-binding protein G(q) subunit alpha-like. The record is from RefSeq and is a predicted model, not a curated record. Gene Ontology annotation, cellular component: heterotrimeric G-protein complex. NCBI's taxonomy places the organism in Eukaryota, Metazoa, Chordata, Aves, Accipitriformes, Cathartidae. The transcript has 5 exons. Gene Ontology annotation, biological process: phospholipase C-activating dopamine receptor signaling pathway; action potential; adenylate cyclase-modulating G protein-coupled receptor signaling pathway. The annotation marks the transcript as partial. Gene Ontology annotation, molecular function: G protein-coupled receptor binding; G-protein beta/gamma-subunit complex binding; GTPase activity.